GCAGGGAGCUCCUGUAGUACCGCAGGGCUCCACACGUCCCGGGUGGGCCGGUCCAAACCCUGAGUCCCGCCUGGCGGGGAGAUGCCAGGGGCCCGUGUGUGUGUGUGUGUGUGUGUGUGUGUGUGUGUGUGUGUGGAGAUGCCAUUAGAAUUCUUACAGAUACUGAAAGUGAAAUGAGGAAAUGAUUGGGCAAUCGGAUGGAAGGGCCGGUGCCAGGAAGACCUAUCACCCACUGGGGGCCGGGAUGCAGCUGGGCAGACGCGGGGAGACCCCGGGGAGCUCUCCCGGGGGCCACGGCACAGCCAGGCCAUGUAGUCGGUGUGGGACCUCAGCAAGCACCGCUCACAGGAAAUGAUCCCUUCCCUGCGGCCACUUUCUCGAAAGGCCCGGACCUUCCAAGUCCCCCGAGUGCCAUGGAGGGCUGCGCGGAAGGCGAGCGGUCACGCCUUCGUCCUCGCCCGGAGAGGGGAGAAGAAAUGAAAGUGAAGGAGCCUCCCGGCUCGCGCCCCAAAGACGCAGCGCUGCUGGCCGUGACCCUGCUGCUGGCGCUCACGUCCUGCUGCCUGUCGGUGGUGUCCCUGUGCAGGGUGGCCGUCUUGCAAGCCGAGCUGGGGAGCCUGCGGGCGGAGCUGCGGGGGCUCCGGGAGCCCCGCGAGCUUCGGGCUGAGCCGGGCCCUCCCAGGGCGGGGGCCGCAACCCCCGGGGCGUCCGGCGCGCGCCUGGCCCCCGCGGUCCCUAGCGCGCUGAAAGGGAUCUUUGCACCAGCCCCGGCGGGAGAGAGCAACUCCAGCCAGAGCGGCAGAAGGAAGCGCGCCGCUCUGGGUCCCGAAGACACAGUCAUUCAAGACUGCUUGCAACUGAUCGCAGACAGCGACACACCUACUAUACGAAAAGGAGCCUACACGUUCGUUCCGUGGCUGCUCAGCUUUAAAAGAGGAAGGGCCCUGGAAGAAAAGGAAAAUAAAAUCCUGGUGAAAGAAACCGGUUACUUCUUUAUAUACGGGCAGGUUUUAUACACGGAUAACACCUUUGCUAUGGGACACCUAAUACAGAGGAAAAAAGUCCACGUCUUUGGGGACGAACUGAGUCUGGUGAAUUUGUUCCGAUGUAUUCAAAAUAUGCCUGAAACACUACCCAAUAAUUCCUGUUAUUCCGCUGGCAUCGCAAAGCUGGAAGAAGGAGAUGAACUCCAAUUGGCAAUACCGCGGGAAGACGCUAAAAUAUCGCAAGAUGGAGAUGGCACGUUUUUUGGAGCAUUGAAACUUCUGUGACCUACUUCUACCUUGUUCGCGGCGAAUUCCUUCCUUUCUCUGUGCCUCUAAGGAGAGAACACUUCGCUGGAAAUGCCAGAGGAAGAAAACCAGGAGUUACCGAACUCUUUUCUGUGAGCUAUUUGUUUUGAUUUGCUGAACCUAGAGCAAAACAGGAAAUUGAACAGACAGCCGCAGCCCAGGGGUGUCAUGUGAAUUACAAGAAAUAGAACCCGUUUGAGGAAAGAUAGAAGUAGCCCUCUCACUAUAAAAGCCACGUUGAGCAACUUAGGCAUCGCGGCUUGGCUGGUAGCAAACACAGGUUUCCGAGGGGCGAUAAUCCUAUUUCUUCCUAAACGGCAUUCCGUUGUGCGCCGGGGAACAAGUGCCCAUGUCCGCAGGACCUUAAUUGAGACAUUUUGGGAAAUCUCAGGAUUCAUCCCCUCUAUAUUAAAUAUGCCCCUCCCCCACCUCUUCCAGUUAACGUUGUAGGAAGUAAGAAAAAAAAAA
Herpailurus yagouaroundi (jaguarundi) is the source of this 1760-nucleotide messenger RNA. RefSeq names its product TNF superfamily member 13b (gene TNFSF13B). NCBI's taxonomy places the organism in Eukaryota, Metazoa, Chordata, Mammalia, Carnivora, Felidae. Bases 198 to 1271 code for a protein of 357 amino acids. Gene Ontology annotation, cellular component: membrane. The record is from RefSeq and is a predicted model, not a curated record. The transcript has 6 exons. Gene Ontology annotation, molecular function: tumor necrosis factor receptor binding; receptor ligand activity. Gene Ontology annotation, biological process: positive regulation of B cell proliferation; immune response.